Messenger RNA from Sphenostylis stenocarpa, 813 nucleotides. The record is from the annotation of a GenBank genome assembly. Lineage: Eukaryota; Viridiplantae; Streptophyta; Magnoliopsida; Fabales; Fabaceae.
AUGAGACUGUUUUCUCUAUCCAGGGAAGGUGAAGACCCAUCUGUUACAUCUGGGCCUAGAGGGCUAGAGGAAGCAGUUAUUAGGUUAAUCCCAGUGAUUCAUUAUAAGCCAGAAGAAGGGGACACAGACUUUGGUGAAAGAAGCAUUGAUGAUUGUGCAGUUUGCUUGAGUGAGUUUCAACGAGAUGAGAAGCUGAGGGUUAUACCAAACUGUGGCCAUGUCUUUCACAUUGAUUGCAUAGAUGUUUGGCUUCAGAACAAUACCCAAUGCCCCCUUUGUAGAAGAAUGGUGUCCUUGACAAGCCAAGUCCAUGUUGACCAACUAAACCUUCCCACUCCAAGGCCUUCCCUUCAAGGUCAAAGCCAAAACAUUGAAAACCAUGCUAGUGAUGAAGGUUUUGUUGUGAUUGAUUUGGAUGGUGAACUUGAUAGAGACCAAAACUUACAAGGAGGACAAGAGUUACCUACUGUUAGUGUUUCCUCACAAAGAAAGUUGGCGGAGCAGAAGAAAGCAAAGAAGCUUGAUAAAGUGAACAGCUUGGGAGAUGAAUGUAUUGACAUUAGAGCCAAAGGUGAAAGGCUCUCGGUUCAAGCCAUGAGAAGGUCUUUUUCCAUGGACUCAUCAAUGGAUAGAAAGUUUUAUGGGGCAAUUCAACUGGCUUUUCAACAACAACAACAAAAUGGGCAUGUCCAUGAGAUGAACAGAAUUGAAGCUUGUGGUGGCAGUGAUAGAGUCAAGAAAUCAUUCUUUUCUUUUGGUCAUGGAAGCAGACCAAGAAGUGCUCUAGUAGUACCUGUUUAUUUGGACCACUGA